AACACACUUGACGUAUUUAUUUCUCAUCUCGAUUAAUAAAUAAGAAAUAUAAUGAAUUCUAAAUUACGAGAUCAGGUAUUUAACCGAGAAUGAGGUUAUUACUGCAAUGUCUAUUUACUAAUGAUCUAUGUUGACUUUGGGCGUAGUACUCGAAGUAAAUUUGAAAAUUACUUCUCGACUGAGGUACUUUUAAUAGGAAAUUCUUGAAGAUGUUUUAGCUUCAAUACCGGAACAUGUUUCUCAAAUAUUGCAAACUGUUCUGCGCCACAGUGGUUGCUCUGAUAGCGAUAAAUUUAUUCCUACUGGGUUUUUUCCCAGUUAAAAUCUUUUCCGGAGAUAUCGCCACUAUGAAUGAUGUUCCGGAUGCUAUAGACGGCAUUAGAGUAAAUAAAGAAGAACUUUAUAAGCCAAUAGUUAAAAAGGUAGUAAUCAUGGUAAUCGACGCAUUGCGAUGGGAUUUUGUAACUGGACCAAUUGGAGAGGUUGCUAUGCCAACAGUUGACAAGUUAUUAAAAAAUGAUCUUGCAUGCCUACAAGAGAGUACUGUGAAUAUACCUACAGUGACGAUGCCAAAGAUUAGGGAAAUGAUGACUGGAAUGAUGUCCAGUUUUGUCGACGUCAUAUUGAAUCUUGGUGGGCAGGCUGUAACGAGCGACAGCUUCAUCCUCCAAGCGAAAUAUCACAAUCAUAAACUAGUUUUCUACGGGGAUGAUACUUGGAUAAAACUUUUCCCUGACUCGUUUCACCGUUCAGAUGGAACGACAUCGUUUUUCGUAAAUGACUUCACCGAAGUGGAUAAUAAUGUAACUAGGCACAUCUAUCGAGAGCUGCACAACGAUGACUGGUCGGUACUGAUUUUACAUUAUUUAGGUGUUGAUCACAUUGGACACAUUGGAGGGCCUCGUCAUUCUAAAAUGAUACCAAAACUAAGAGAGAUGGAUAGUAUCAUCGGCACUAUCAAAGAACAAAUCUUCGACUGGAAUGCGAAGGGUAUUUCAUCAUUACUACUCAUCUGUGCUGACCAUGGGAUGAAGGACUCCGGAGGACACGGAGGAGCAACCUUGGAAGAGACUCGAGUACCAUUGGUGACAGUUGGUAUCGGAUGUCCCCAAGAAAAACUCUUAAAUCCAAAAACUGGUGUCAGAGAACCACCACAAAUUGCCCAAGUAGAUUUCGCAGCGACACUGUCAGUUCUUCUGGGUGUACCAAUUCCAUCGACCAACCUCGGCAGAAUCUCAUUAAACCUACUCGGAAAUUUGUCCACCUCCAGGCAACUGUUCUUGCUAAAUUAUAACUCUAAGCAACUGUUGAGGCACUUCGAGACACUCCCUGAAUACAAAUCUCAAUAUGGCUAUAUAAAGUACAUCGAAGCAGAGAGACUUCAUGGUUCUUGGCUGCGUUCAAGUCAGGAGUGGCCCGAGGAAGAUGUGUCAAAGACUCGUCAAGCUUACCUCUCUGCUCUUAAAGCUAUGAGGGAAACACUAGCAAGUGACAUAAUAGAUUACGAUCUACACACAAUAAUCCUAGCAUCAAUCGUUCUAUGCAAAAUUCUUUAUGUGCUGUUGAAUGAAACUGAGGACAGUGAACCCUUGCCAAAAGGAUCGAGAAUUAUCUACACCUUAGUGAUCGACCUAAGCAUAUGCUGGAUCAUCGAUCAGCGAAAAUUCCCUUUUAAUAAAGAGAGGGAAGAUUUCGGUGUGAAAAAAAUUGGUUCAAGUGGUCUAUUGACAAUCAUGGCACUCGUUGCAAUUUUUUUGUCAAGUUGGCUGUUUGCUACGAUAAAACACGCGAUAAUUUCUCUAUGGACCAUCGACGCAAAGAGGAUGUCAAAAUUCGAGUUUUGGCAAUGGCUGUUCCCCCUGGCUUCUUUGGGACAUGCUUUGAGCCUGAGUAGCAGUAGCUUCGUUGAAGAAGAACACCAAACCUGGUACUUUUUCUGGACGACGUUACUCGUCACGUUACUCAUCAAUAACAUCGGAGUCUUAUUCCCUCGAAGAAGGCCCAUUUUCGAACAGGAGUCAGGGAAUCCCAAAUUGAAGGAGACCGCAGGCUUGGUGACGGUGCUCCUAGUUCACCGAUUCCUCAGGAAUCUCAACAGCACUGGGAAUAAAUUUGCCAAUCUUCCCGACAUUGCCGACUGGCUCCAGGAACACGAGGAGACCCACUUCACCAUGACAAUUCUUUUACUAGCUGCGCUCCUUUCCCUGGUUUGGAUCGGGUCUAUGUGCAGACCGAAAAGAGACCGACAAUCCUUGUUUCUUCACAUUGCAUUGGCAAUUUGCAUUUACCUGAGACACGCAGUCGAUGAAACGGUAACCAGAAUUCCAUUCUACCCUUUCUCAAGGGGGAUCUACGAAGUGCGAGCAUUCUGGCUGCUGCUCGUAGUGUCCUGCCUGAAGUUGACUUGGAAUGUCACUACACUUUUCAUUCACAAGAGAAGAACCGCAAGAAACGACGGUUCUGAAAAUAAAUCCGCAUUACUCAUCUCUACUUUCAUGCUGGAGACUUGGGUUGCUGUUUCGGCAAUGUUGCACAGGCCUCACAACGUUUGCCUCCUUCCGAUCCAAAUAAUAGUCAGCUCCGUCAUGAAAAACACAGUAAAGCCCUCCGACAGGCGAAACACCAUCAUUGCACAAAUCUUUGUGUGGCUUGGCAACGUCUUCUACUUCUACCAGGGAAAUUCGAACAGCCUGGCUACUAUCGACAUAGCUGCAGGUUACGUCGGUUUGGAGUCCUACCGACCAGUUUUCAUCGCAGCACUGAUAACAAUUAACACAUACUCAGCUCCGGUCCUUGCCUAUCUGACGCUGAUCCACUGGGUGACUCAGGAAACGUCAAAAGUGUUGAGCAGAACUAUGUGGACGAUCGCAAGGAACCUCAUCGUGUGUAGGUUGCUGCCUACAGCAGUGUACACAAUCGUUGUCGUCAUCCAGCGACAUCACUUGUUCGUCUGGUCGGUGUUCUCACCAAAGCUGCUCUAUGAGGCGAUGCACUGUGCAGUGAUAUAUUUAACAGUAUUAACCGUGUCCACUAUAUUCCUAUUCCACGAUUACGUAGUUAAUAAAAAACUGAAAUAAAACAAGAAUGAUUGACUGAGAAACAAAACGUGUAACUUUUAACCCAUUGUAAGCACUCACUCCGUUCUCAUUCCGAGGCUUAAUUAGUUGACAG
Molecule: messenger RNA, 3171 nt
Organism: Orussus abietinus
Lineage: Eukaryota; Metazoa; Arthropoda; Insecta; Hymenoptera; Orussidae
Gene: PIG-G
Product: GPI ethanolamine phosphate transferase 2
Exons: 14
Coding region: 234-3077 (947 amino acids)
Biological process (GO): GPI anchor biosynthetic process
Cellular component (GO): endoplasmic reticulum membrane
Source: RefSeq, a predicted model, not a curated record